This is a messenger RNA of Leishmania braziliensis MHOM/BR/75/M2904, 3789 nucleotides long. RefSeq lists its product as hypothetical. Bases 1 to 3789 code for a protein of 1262 amino acids. The transcript has a single exon. NCBI's taxonomy places the organism in Eukaryota, Euglenozoa, Kinetoplastea, Trypanosomatida, Trypanosomatidae. The record is from RefSeq and is a predicted model, not a curated record.
AUGUUCUACUCAGGCUGGAACCUGCUCGCGCCAGCGUUCAUGAACGUUGGCGCGCUUUCUGCAGAGCUGCGUCACAGCAACGCUGCCGGUGAUGCCGCCGCAUCCUACCUUACCCAGGACCUCUUGCUGGGCAAUGACGAUGUCAACAGCUCUGCGUUAGCAACAACGCAGCAAGAGCACCAGCAGUCGAGCACCCACACAACGGUGCAGUCGUCUGUGUCUCCGAGCGAUGGCGGCGAUGUAGCGCGGCACACACUGUCAAGCACCUCGGUAGCCACCGAAGAGCGUCUCUGCACACUGCCUAGUCCGGCCCGCAAGCGGCGCUCUCACGACGAUGUGGCAAAGGAGACGGGAUGCGUGCUGCACCUCGCCGCAAGGGCCGCCCUCUCGUUCAAAGAAAUGGAGCAGCUCCUGCACCACCGCACCACCGGGUCCUCCGACUGCUUCCAUGUGAAGAGCAACACCCCUGCCAUGUCGCAGGCGGCGGUGGUGUUUAUGGAGUGUGUCGUCGCCUGCCCAUCGGGGCAGCAAGGGGGUGCCGCAGAGACAAAUGCGAAUCGUGACAACUCCUCCGUGCCGCCGGCGACUAGUGCUACCAGCAAGCCGACGCUGCCAGCGCUGGUGCUGGGGGUCUGCCAGCGAUCCCUAGAGUGGUACAACCUGCCUGGGGAGGCUGAAAACAGUGUCGGGUUUUACGUGGCACAGCGCCUGAUCGUCAAGAACGGCUACGAGGACGGGGACGCCGUGAAGCUGCCGGACGACGGGCGCAGCGGGGUUGGUGGCAGUCGCGUGAACUUCGGUGAUCACGUCGGCUGUCUUAUCGACCUUGUCCGCCACCAGCUUGCCUUUACGGUGAACAAAGACAUUGUCUCCACUCUCCCUCUCGAGCCGUCACUGGCGGAUGGCAGCUACUACUUCGCAAUUGGCCUCGCUCGCCGCCCACAGCAAGCCGCUGAUGUAGUGGUGCGGUUUUACAGCGGUGCACAGUGCUUGAAUCAAGACGUGCCUCUCCGAAGGGAUGGCUCGUCCCUGCCGCAUCCCCAGCAGCGGCGACAGUCGCCUAUGUUCCCGUUGGCCAAGUACGUGCGCGAGCUGGCACUCCAGUCGGUGGGGCUCCGCACCACGUUUAUGUCGGGCCAAGAAGGCGAGUCGCGCAUUCGACGGAGUGCGGUAGCGUCCUCGAGUGAGCAGCAGCGGAACGGUGACUCGGCAGCGGCAUCCCACCACUACACGAAGGCAAAGCAUCCUGAUGCGCCGAUCGCUGAUGCAUUCUGCGGUAGGCGAAUACCCCUCACCCCAGAGACACUCCGCGACACGCGCGUUACGGCCGUCCUGCGCGAUUACCUUUCCGUUCGUGGCAUGACAAGUGCGCUGCAGACACUGGAUGCCGAGCUGCAUGAGCUUGCUCCUGCGCAGAGUCAGCUGUACACUGCAGCAGGAGCCGCUGAUGGGGGUACUGCUGGGGUGUCGUCGCCGCCACCAUCUCCUCUUGCUCCUCCACACUCACACCCCUCACAUGUCCUCUGGCGUCCACCCACGCCAGGCGAAGCACAGGAAGCGUGGCAGCGUUACGCGGCGGAUAUGAAUCGCCUUCGCACAGCACUGCUGCAAGAGGUGCCCUGCGACGCCGGCGGUGCCCCGACGCCGCCUCUCUCCACACUUCUCGGGCAGCUGACGUUGUGGCGUCCGUCACUCGCCUACGCCUUCGCCUCCGUAUUUGACAGCCACUUGGCGGCCGCGUCAGCAGGCAGCGGUGUCGGUGCGGGUGGCAAACCUCACCGAAGCGGUGCUGGUGCGCCGGUGCCUCUUUCUCCGUACGACUGGGUGAGGCGCGCCAUCCAUCCCUCCCUGCUCACGUUGAGCAUGCUGGCACUUCGCCAGGACAUUCGCUACCUUGUGCACUCCUAUCAGGCGGUGGAGGAAAUGUGGGCCAUCCUGCAGACAUAUUUGCGCGCAGCGCGUACGGCGUGUCGGCAGACACACGCUGAUCCCCAUGCCCACCACCCUCAACAGCAGCAGCAGCGGACCUCCUUUGAAAACGUCAAGGAGGAGACAUUGCAGACAUCCGGCGUCGCGAAUGGCAGCGGCAGCAAACUCGGCACUAGGAAUCACCCCCCUUCUCGUCAGGGCACGGCAGGCAGGAGUUCGGACCACCACUGUCGCACCCCCACCAACGCGUCUUUUGCCCCCACGCCCGAGGCAGAGGGCCGUGUGCAGGCCGCCUUCACUUCCUUCUUCACGCAAUUUGUAUGGAACCCGGCAAGAGUGCUUCCCUCUCCCAUGACACACAUUCGUCGUGCCCCACUGCUCUCUGGCCCUGUAACCGCAGCUGCACGCACAAAUUCGCUGGACACACUCGCGCCAACGUCCCUAUAUGCACUGGCGGCACUCGCCGGCCGUACAGAGGCUAGUAUCGUCCCUCACUCCACGAAGACGAGCUCCGCUUCGUACGACAGCCACAGCUACUUCCGUGCGGAUGCGGAUGAAGAGGACUUCCGCGCCUGUGCUGCAGCGUGUGCUGCGUCGGUGCGACUAAGCACAUCAGGCGCAGCGAGCGGGAGCGGGAAUGGGUCCCAGGAGCAACACCGGCAACUGUUGCCGCAGCAGCGACCACUUUACGCAGCACAUGUGGAAGAAGCGAUUUUGGUUCUCUACCGCAGCGCUGUUGUACCAUCCCCAUCGCCGUCGCGCUCCUCGCAGGUGUGCCUUCUGCAGACGCUGUCGAGUCUGCACACCCAUACCGUUAGUACGCUGCGGCAGAUGGAACGAUUUCUGCGGCACGGCGGCAUCGACUUAGCGGAUCGCACGGUCAUGGACUCGAUCGAUCUUCUGAGCACUCUCCUGCGCACUGUGCAGCAUCGCUACCGGCAGCAAGUGUGGCGGCGACUCGUGCAUGUGGUGGAGGACGUCAACCAACAGCUGGAAGAACGACUGCAAAUCUGGGGAGCCGUGGCGCAGCCGCCGCAGAGGUUGAUACCCUCACCAGCCAUGCCAUCAUCGUCGCUGGUGCCGCCGGCCGUGAUUGCAGGGCCUCGACGGUGGCGUACGUACCUCGAGGGCUGGGUUGGGGGAGAGGACGAUGCCGAAGAUAGAAACCGCAGCAAUUGCGAUGCGGUAAUUCCAGAGGACGACGAGGCCACGCGGCGGCAGUCGCAGGCGAGGUCGCUAACGAUCAACUUUUCGCCGCUCAGAGCAGACGAGACACCAACGCAUGAGGCGCUAGCAGCAGGGAAGAAGAGUGAAGGUCGCCAGCCCUCACUGGCAGAGGCCAUGCGGCCGAUACUCGACUUCCCCAGCUACGAGGACCUGACAACGUUCAUGCCGUCUCUCCGCUCUCUCUGGCGACGUGUAGCGGCGCGAGCAGCGUUAGAGCCAUCAUUGCACCUCGUCACGGAGCUCUUUGUUCAAGAGUUGCGGCGGUCCUUGUCCUUGGCUCCCCCGCUGGGAUGGCACCAGAGGGCCUUCACGGCGCCAUCUGCUGCUCCUAAGCCUGAAUCGUCCACCCCAGCCGCUGUCUCCACAGAGGGCGUCACCACAACAGUGGCGGCGGUGAAGUCAGAACCGAACGUGGUGACAGUGAAACGCCCCUUGAGUGUUGCGCCCGACCACAGCAGCGUGAGCUUCAACACGCCGACUCCACGCUCGGCACGGUCGCCUGGCAUGGACGACGUGGAGGAGGAGGCGACGGAGGGCGGCGAGACGGAUGCGGUGGCUCGCUGGUUUGCUGAGGAGCUUUACCUCAGCUCUACGUACAUGAAGCGCGUCUUCAAGCACAUGUCCGGCUCCUGA